AAAAUUACAAAGCUUCAUAAUCACCCCAAGACCGCAUAGAGCAAACAUGAAUGAUAUUUCUCAAAAGGCUGAGCUUCUGCUUUCUUCAUCUAAACCUGUACCAAAAACCUAUGUGCCAAAACUUGGCAAGGGUGAUGUAAAGGAUAAGUUUGAAGCCAUGCAGAGAGCCAGGGAAGAAAGAAAUCAAAGGAGAUCUAGAACCGAAAAGCAAAGAAGAAAAGAACAAUAUAUUAGAGAGAGAGAAUGGAACAGGAGAAAGCAGGAGAUUAAAGAAAUGCUUGCUUCUGAUGAUGAGGAAGAGGUAUCUUCUAAAUUAGAAAAGGCUUAUGUCCCAAAGCUAACAGGAACUGUUAAAGGUAAAUUUGCUGAAAUGGAGAAACAAAGACAAGAGGAACAAAGGAAGAGAACAGAAGAGGAACGUAAACGCAGAAUUGAGCAGGAUAUGUUAGAAAAGAGGAAGAUACAACGUGAAUUAGCAAAAAGGGCUGAGCAGAUUGAGGACAUAAACAAUACGGGAACUGAAUCAGCAUCGGAGGAAGGAGAUGAUUCACUGCUUGUAACAGUGGUACCUGUCAAAUCACACAAAACAUCUGGAAAAAUAAAAAAGAAUUUCGAAGAUCUAGAAAAAGAACAAGAAGAAAAGGAAAGGGUCAAGUAUGAAGAAGAUAAAAGAAUAAGAUAUGAAGAACAACGUCGGUCUCUCAAGGAAGCAAAGUGUCUUUCAUUGGUCAUGGACGAUGAACUGGAAAGUGAGGCAAAGAAAGAGUCACUUUCUCCUGGAAAAUUGAAACUGACUUUUGAAGAAUUGGAAAGACAAAGACAAGAAAACCGAAGGAAGCAAGCUGAGGAGGAAGCAAGAAAACGUUUAGAAGAAGAGAGGCGUGCUUUUGAAGAAGCAAGGCGGCAAAUGGUAAACGAAGAGGAGGAAAACCAAGACACAGAAAACAUUUUUAAAGGGUACCGCCCUGGUAAACUCAAACUCAGUUUUGAAGAAAUAGAAAGACAAAGGAGAGAAGAUGUAAAAAGGAAAGCAGAAGAAGAAGCCAGAAGAAGAAUAGAGGAAGAAAAGAAGGCAUUUGCUGAAGCAAGGAGAAGCAUGGUAGUAGAUGAUGACUCCCCAGAGAUGUAUAAAACAAUCUCUCAAGAAUCUCUUACACCUGGAAAACUAGAAAUUAAUUUUGAAGAAUUAUUAAAGCAAAAAAUGGAAGAAGAAAGACGACGAACAGAGGAGGAACGGAAGCAUAAGCUAGAGAUGGAAAAACAGGAAUUUGAACAACUGAGACAAGAAAUGGGAGAGGAAGAAGAAGAAAAUGAAACCUUUGAACUGAGCAGAGAAUAUGAAGAAUUAAUCAAAUUGAAAAGGAGUGGCUCUAUUCAAGCUAAAAAUCUAAAAAGCAAGUUUGAAAAAAUUGGACAAUUGUCUGAAAAACAAAUACAGAAAAAGAUAGAAGAAGAACGAGCAAGAAGAAGAGCAAUUGAUCUUGAAAUUAAAGAGCGAGAAGCAGAAAACUUUCAUGAGGAAGAAGAUGUUGAUAUCAAGCCUGCAAAAAAAAGUGAGGCUCCAUUUACUCAUAAAGUGAAUAUGAAAGCUAGAUUUGAACGAAUGGCUAAGGCAAGAGAAGAAGAAGAACAAAGAAGAAUUGAAGAGCAGAAGUUAUUACGCAUGCAGUUUGAACAAAAGGAAAUUGAUGCGGCACUACAAAAGAAAAGAGAAGAGGAGGAGGAAGAAGAGGGUAGCUGCAACAUGAAUGGCUCCACCAUUGAAGAUGAAGCGCAAACCAGAUCAGGAGCUCCGUGGUUUAAGAAGCCUCUAAAAAACACAUCAGUUGUAGACAGUGAGCCAGUUAGAUUUACUGUUAAAGUAACAGGAGAACCCAAACCAGAAAUUACAUGGUGGUUUGAAGGAGAAAUAUUGCAGGAUGGAGAAGACUAUCAAUAUAUUGAAAGAGGAGAAACUUACUGUCUCUAUUUACCAGAAACGUUCCCAGAAGAUGAAGGAGAGUAUAUGUGUAAAGCAGUGAACAAUAAAGGCUCUGCAGCUAGUACCUGCAUUCUUACCAUUGAAAGUAAGAAUUAAUCACUCUUUGAAUCUAGAACUUUUAUUCUAUUUAAAAAUGUUUUCCUUUAAAAAAAAAAAAUCACUUUUCUUCUCUCUUUUUUAGCUGACGACUACUAGGUCCCCUUCCCUCUCCCUGGAACACACACCCUCUCUCCCCGACUUUCUUACUGCAUCCAUCCUUUCUGUGGCGGGGCCAGAAAGGAAACUGGAAGUGCCACUAUGCUGACUCUUCAUUCCUUUCCCUAACAGUCUUCACAACACAAGCUCGUCUGAAAAGUACCUCUUUCCUUUUCAAAUGAGCACCAGAUUCACAUUACGCAGUAUACGUUGUUGUGUAAUUUUAUAAUAAGGCCAAGUGGGAAAUUUACUCAAUUAUUUCUAUCAGAACCUAUACAAAGGCUGCGUAUUUCCCAUGUUUACAGCAAUGAUGUUUAAAAAAAUCAUAAAUCGGACAUAUUUUGCAUGAAAGAAUACGACUUAUGAGCUAUUCACACCU
This is a messenger RNA of Lipotes vexillifer (Yangtze River dolphin), 2555 nucleotides long. RefSeq names its product nexilin F-actin binding protein (gene NEXN). Gene Ontology annotation, biological process: mitochondrial fusion. The record is from RefSeq and is a predicted model, not a curated record. Lineage: Eukaryota; Metazoa; Chordata; Mammalia; Artiodactyla; Lipotidae. The coding region runs from base 47 to 2077 and encodes 676 amino acids. The transcript is spliced from 12 exons.